AUGGCAGCCUGCGAGCUUUACACCAAGUAUGCAAGGAUUUGGAUCCCUGAUCCAGAAGUAGUCUGGAAGUCAGCAGAACUUCUGAAAAAUUAUAAACCAGGAGACAAAGUCCUCCAUCUUAGAUUGGAAGAUGGCAAGGAUCUUGAAUAUAAGCUUGGUCCUAAAAGUAAGGAGCUUCCACCCCUGCGAAACCCAGACAUACUUGUGGGUGAAAAUGACCUGACCGCACUCAGCUAUCUCCAUGAACCUGCUGUUCUCCAUAACCUCAAAGUUCGAUUUAUAGACUCAAAGCUCAUUUAUACAUAUUGCGGCAUAGUUUUAGUGGCCAUAAAUCCUUAUGAACAGCUGCCUAUCUAUGGCGAAGAUAUCAUCAAUGCGUACAGUGGCCAGAACAUGGGGGAUAUGGACCCGCACAUCUUUGCUGUGGCAGAGGAAGCUUAUAAACAAAUGGCCAGAGAUGAACGGAACCAGUCAAUCAUUGUAAGUGGGGAAUCUGGAGCUGGAAAGACAGUCUCUGCAAAGUAUGCAAUGAGAUAUUUUGCCACUGUAAGUGGGUCUGCCAGUGAAGCAAAUGUUGAAGAGAAGGUAUUGGCUUCUAAUCCUAUAAUGGAGUCUAUUGGGAACGCCAAAACCACGCGGAAUGACAACAGCAGUCGUUUUGGGAAGUACAUUGAAAUUGGUUUUGAUAAGAGGUAUCGAAUCAUUGGUGCUAACAUGAGAACUUACCUCCUAGAAAAAUCAAGAGUGGUUUUCCAGGCAGAGGAGGAGAGAAAUUACCAUAUCUUCUACCAACUCUGUGCUUCUGCAACAUUGCCUGAAUUUAAAACGUUGCGAUUAGGGAACGCAAACUAUUUUCAUUAUACAAAGCAAGGGGGCAGUCCAGUGAUCGACGGGAUCGAUGAUGCCAAAGAGAUGACGAACACUCGGCGGGCUUGCACUUUGCUAGGUAUCGUUGAUUCCUAUCAGAUGGGAUUUUUUCAAAUCCUCGCUGCUAUUCUUCACCUGGGCAAUGUGUCAUUCACAUCUCGAGAUGCUGACAGCUGUACAAUACCACCCAAACAUGAACCCCUCAGAAUCUUCUGCGAUCUCAUGGGGGUGGAGUAUGAACAGAUGGCUCACUGGCUUUGCCACCGGAAACUUGCUACAGCUACCGAGACAUACAUCAAGCCAAUUUCCAAGCUGCAGGCCAUCAAUGCCAGAGAUGCUCUUGCUAAGCACAUCUAUGCGAAUCUCUUUAAUUGGAUCGUAGAUCAUGUGAACAAAGCUCUGCAUUCCACUAUGAAGCAGCACUCUUUCAUUGGCGUCUUGGACAUCUAUGGCUUUGAAACAUUUGAGAUCAACAGCUUUGAACAAUUUUGUAUAAAUUAUGCCAAUGAGAAACUGCAGCAACAAUUCAAUAUGCAUGUCUUUAAGCUGGAACAAGAAGAAUACAUGAAGGAACAAAUUCCAUGGACCUUGAUAGAUUUCUAUGAUAAUCAGCCUUGUAUUAACCUGAUAGAGGCCAAAUUGGGCAUUUUGGAUUUGUUGGAUGAGGAAUGCAAGAUGCCCAAAGGUUCUGAUAAUAGCUGGGCCCAGAAAUUGUACAAUACUCAUUUGAAUAAAACAGCACUCUUUGAGAAGCCCCGACUGUCGAACAAAGCGUUCAUCAUCCAGCACUUUGCAGACAAGGUGGAGUAUCAGUGUGAAGGGUUUUUGGAAAAAAACAAAGACACUGUCUAUGAAGAACAAAUCCAAGUUCUAAAAUCAAGUAAGCUUAAGAUGCUGUCUGAGCUGUUUCUGGACGUGAAGGCCAUCAGCCCCACUUCGGCAACACCCUCCGGCCGCACACCGUUGUCUCGAACAGCUGUUAAACCAACCAAGUCUAAGACAGCCCAAGCAAGCAAAGAACAUAAGAAAACAGUGGGGCAUCAGUUUCGAAAUUCUCUGCAGCUCCUGAUGGAGACCCUUAAUGCCACAACUCCACAUUACGUCCGGUGUAUUAAGCCAAAUGACUUCAAAUUUCCAUUCAUGUUUGAUGAAAAGCGGACUGUACAGCAGCUUAGAGCUUGUGGUGUGCUGGAAACCAUCCGAAUUAGCGCUGCAGGUUUCCCCUCAAGGUGGACAUAUCAAGAAUUCUUCAGCCGCUAUCGUGUCCUGAUGAAACAGAAAGAUGUCCUCGGGGACAGGAAGCAGACGUGUAAAAAUGUCCUGGAGAAGCUGAUUCUGGACACAGAUAAGUACCAGUUUGGGAAGACGAAAAUAUUUUUCCGUGCUGGCCAAGUAGCUUAUUUGGAAAAAAUAAGGUCGGAUAAACUCCGAGCCGCUUGUGUCCGCAUCCAGAAGACCAUCAGGGGGUGGCUGAUGAGGAAGAAGUACCUCCGCAUGAGGAAGGCAGCCAUCACUAUCCAGAGAUACGUCAGAGGAUACCAGGCACGAUGUCUUGCCACCUUUCUUCGAAGAACCAGAGCAGCCAUCAUUAUUCAGAAAUUCCAGCGCAUGUACAUUAUUCGCAAACGGUAUCGCCGCACACGAGCAGCCACUGUGGUCCUGCAGUCAUAUUCACGAGGUUAUAUUGCCAGGAAGCAGUACCAGAAGAUGCUUCGGGAGCACAAGGCUACUGUUAUUCAGAAGCGUGUGCGUGGCUGGCUGGCUCGCUUGCGCUACCAUAGGACUCUGGAGGCGAUUGUCUACCUGCAGUGCUGUUACCGGCGCAUGAUGGCCAAGCGAGAGCUGAAGAAGCUGAAGAUAGAAGCGCGCUCCGUGGAACACUACAAGAAACUCAACUUUGGCAUGGAGAACAAGAUCAUGCAGCUCCAGCGUAAACUUGAUGAACAGAGCAAAGAUUCCAAAUCUUUACUUGAGAAGCUAACUAGUCUAGAAGCAGUGUACAGUUCAGAGACGCAGAAGCUGAAGAGUGACGUAGAAAGGCUUAAGAUGAGCGAGGAAGAGGCCAAGAAUGCCACCAACCGGGUCCUGAGCCUUCAGGAGGAGAUCACCAAGCUCCAGAAAGAGCUGCACCAAACACAGUCUGAGAAGAAGUCGAUCCAAGAGAAGGCAGAGAUAUACAAACAGGAAACAGACAAGUUGGUGCUGGAACUGAAAGAGCAAAACACACUGCUUAAGAAAGAGAAAGAUGAGCUGAACCAUCGCAUCCAGGACCAAGCCAAAGAGAUGACAGAUGCCAUGGAGAAAAGGCUUAUGGAAGAGACAAAACAGCUGGAGCUGGAUCUGAACGACGAAAGGCUGCGCUAUCAGAAUCUGCUCAAUGAAUUCAGCCGGUUAGAGGAGCGAUACGAUGAUCUGAAGGAUGAGAUGAAGCUGAUGGUGAACAUCUCUAAACCCGGGCACAAGAGAACUGAUUCCACACAUAGUAGCAAUGAAUCAGAAUACACCUAUAGCUCUGAGAUCACAGAGGCUGAAGACUUUCCCAUGAGAAUGGAGGAACCAAGUGAAAAGAAGGCACCUCUGGACAUGUCUUUAUUCCUCAAGCUACAAAAACGGGUUACCGAGCUGGAGCAGGAAAAGCAGUCCUUGCAGGAUGAACUGGACAGGAAAGAGGAGCAAGUACUUCGAGCCAAGGCCAAGGAAGAAGAACGGCCUCAGAUGAGAGGAGCAGAGCUGGAAUAUGAAUCGCUUAAGCGUCAAGAGCUUGAAUCGGAGAACAAGAAACUCAAGAAUGAGCUGAAUGAGCUGCGGAAGGCCCUGAUAGAAAAGAGUGCUCCGGGAGUCACCGCACCAGGCGCCCCAGCAUACAGGGUCCUCUUGGAGCAGAUGAUGUCAGUCAGCGAGGAGCUGGAGGUCCGCAAGGAAGAAGUCCUCAUCCUCAGGUCACAACUGAUGAGCCAGAAAGAGGCCAUUCAGCCCAAGGAUGAUAAGAACACCAUGACAGAUUCCACAAUCCUUUUGGAGGAUGUACAGAAGAUGAAGGACAAAGGGGAGAUAGCCCAAGCAUAUAUUGGUCUGAAGGAGACAAACAGGCUCCUGGAAUCUCAACUGCAGACCCAGAAGAGGAGCCACGACAACGAACUGGAAGCCCUCCGUGGUGAGAUUCAGGGUCUGAAGGAGGAGAACAACCGCCAGCAGCAGCUGUUGGCCCAGAACCUGCAGCUGCCCCCUGAAGCUCGGAUAGAGGCCAGUCUGCAGCAUGAGAUCACCCGCCUGACUAACGAAAACUUGUAUUAUGAGGAGUUAUAUGCAGAUGACCCUAUGAAGUAUCAAUCGUACCGGAUUUCGCUUUACAAACGGAUGAUUGAUUUAAUGGAACAGCUUGAAAAACAGGACAAGACGGUCCGCAAGCUGAAAAAGCAGCUCAAAGUAUUUGCCAAGAAGAUCGAUGAACUUGAAGUUGGCCAGAUGGAGAACAUUUCGCCUGGACAAAUAAUUGAUGAGCCGAUCCAUCCUGUUAAUAUUCCAAGGAAAGAAAAGGAUUUUCAAGGAAUGUUGGAAUAUAAGAAAGAGGAUGAGCCAAAGCUUGUCAAAAACCUUAUUUUAGAUUUGAAGCCACGUGGGGUGGCAGUCAACCUCAUCCCAGGUCUGCCGGCAUAUAUUUUGUUUAUGUGUGUCCGCCAUGCCGAUUACCUGAAUGACGAUCAAAAAGUCAGGUCUUUGCUGACUUCCACAAUUAAUGGCAUCAAAAAAAUUCUGAAGAAAAGGGGUGAUGAUUUUGAAACUGUGUCCUUCUGGCUAUCGAACACCUGCCGUUUUCUACACUGUUUGAAGCAGUACAGUGGUGAAGAGGGAUUUAUGAAGCACAACACAACUCGUCAGAAUGAACACUGCUUCACCAAUUUCGACCUUGCUGAGUACAGACAAGUACUGAGUGACUUAGCCAUUCAGAUCUACCAGCAGCUUGUCAGGGUGUUAGAAAAUAUUCUGCAGCCAAUGAUUGUUUCAGGAAUGCUGGAGCAUGAAACUAUCCAAGGUGUGUCGGGGGUGAAACCAACUGGCCUCCGAAAGAGGACCUCCAGCAUUGCAGACGAAGGGACAUACACACUGGACUCUAUCAUCCGACAGCUGAACACUUUCCACUCGAUCAUGUGUCAACAUGGGAUGGAUCCAGAGCUGGUCAAGCAGGUAGUCAAGCAGAUGUUCUAUAUCAUCGGAGCCGUGACCCUCAAUAACCUACUCCUGCGAAAAGAUAUGUGUUCGUGGAGCAAAGGAAUGCAGAUAAGAUACAACGUAAGUCAACUUGAAGAAUGGCUGCGUGACAAAAACCUGAUGACCAGUGGGGCUAAAGAGACUCUGGAGCCUCUCAUUCAGGCAGCCCAGCUGUUGCAGGUGAAGAAGAAGACGGAUGAAGAUGCAGAGGCCAUUUGUUCGAUGUGCAAUGCCUUAACUACUGCGCAGAUCGUCAAAGUUUUGAAUUUGUAUACUCCAGUUAAUGAGUUUGAAGAAAGAGUGACAGUGUCUUUUAUCCGGACGAUACAGAUGCGCAUGAGGGACAGGAAGGAUUCUCCUCAGUUGUUAAUGGAUGCCAAGCAUAUCUUCCCUGUUACUUUCCCAUUUAACCCAUCAUCUCUCGCAUUAGAAACUAUCCAGAUUCCAGCAAGUUUGGGUCUAGGAUUUCUCACUCGUGUCUGAAUCAAGCAUACACUUAGUUGUUGAUCACGAGUUUUCUGCCUGUAAUUUCAAAUAAUGAAAAUUAGGAUUCUGGAAAACCAUUGUGGGGGGGGGGGGAUGGAAAUAUAACAUUGUAC
Messenger RNA from Gekko japonicus, 5675 nucleotides. It is a transcript of the gene MYO5A, whose product is annotated as myosin VA. The transcript has 41 exons. The record is from RefSeq and is a predicted model, not a curated record. NCBI's taxonomy places the organism in Eukaryota, Metazoa, Chordata, Lepidosauria, Squamata, Gekkonidae. Gene Ontology annotation, molecular function: actin filament binding; microfilament motor activity; ATP binding. The coding region runs from base 1 to 5559 and encodes 1852 amino acids. Gene Ontology annotation, cellular component: actin cytoskeleton; vesicle; myosin complex. Gene Ontology annotation, biological process: actin filament organization; vesicle transport along actin filament.